UACUUCACUAAACUGCUGAGGAAAAGCCCAUGUCACAUGAUGCUGGGAUGCCUAUAAAAUGGAGUAGAGGAAUAGCAGCCAGCGUCAACAUCCCAGGUUAGUAAGAAAAGAAGCCAAGCUGCAUUACAACAGCUGACCAGCAAAGCAAAGCCAUGAGCAAUAUUUCCAAGAAUUCGCUAAAAACUGUCUUGCUGCAACUUGAAUGCCAUUUUACAUGGACUUUGCUGAAGGAUGAUGUUGAUCUUGAUAACUUAGAGGAAACAAUUUGUGAUCAGAUUGAGUUUCUAAUCACAAAAUCCAAAAUCAGUAAUUAUAAUCUGCUAGCCUAUGUGAAACACAUGAAAGGCAACAGUGAGGAAGCUCUGGAAAGUCUACAAAAAGCUGAAGAAGAAGUUCAAACAAAUCAUGCAGAUGAGGUUGACAGAAAAAGUCUUGUUACCUGGGGGAACUAUGCUUGGGUCUAUUACCAUAUGAACAAACUUCAAGAAGCUCAAUCCUACAUAGGCAAGGUAGAAAGCAGCUGCAAAAAGCUCUCAAGUGCAUCUCGCUAUAAGAUUCAACUGCCUGAGAUCUACUGUGAACAAGGGUGGGCACUAUUAAAGUUUGGAAUAAAGUAUUACGAAAGAGCAAAGAAAUGCUUUGAAAAGGCUCUGGAAGAGGAACCCAACAAUCCAGAAUUUAAUUCUGGCUAUGCAAUUGCCAUAUAUCGCCUGGAAGAUUUUCUUACAAAAGGUUCUUCUGGUGAGGACUCAUCACUGGAACCUUUAAGGCGUGCAGUAAGACUGAAUCCAAACGACACUUUUGUUAUGGCACUCCUUGCACUGAAACUUCAGGACACAGAACAAGUCGAAGAAGGAGAAAAGUACAUCAAAGAAGCAUUGCAAAAAACCCCAGAUCUUCCCUAUUUAUUGCGAUAUGCUGCCAAGUUUUACAGAAAAAAAGGACUAGUGGAGAAAUCACUGGGGUUUUUGAAAAAGGCACUGGAAUUUACACCAACCUCUGGCUUCCUGCAUCAUCAGAUAGGUCUUUGCUACAGAACACAAUUAUACAAAAUGAAAAAAGCUACAAAAUAUCCACCUAGAGAGCAGAUGGAGGAACUGAUUCGGCUGAGCAUUUUUCAUUUUAAAAUGGUGGUGGAGCAAAAAUCAAAGUUUAUGUAUGCCUAUAUUGACCUAGCAAGCAUGUAUGCAGAAGGAAAUCAAUAUCAAGAAGCAGAAGACACCUUUCAAAAAGUAUUUAAGAUGGAGAAACUCACCUGUGAUGAAAAGCAACAACUCCACUACCGCUAUGGACGAUUUCAGGAAUAUCACAAAAAGUCUGAAGCUGAGGCUAUUAAUCAUUACACAAAAGGGCUGAAAAUUGAGAAAAACUCACAUGAAAGAAACAUGUGUAAAGAGGCUCUGAAGAAAUUAAUAGAAAGGAGAAUUCAGAGAGGCUCUGCAGAUGCUAAAAAUUUGGGUAUCCUUGGACUUAUUCACCAACUGAAUGGGGAGAAGCCUCAAGCAAUUGAGUGUUAUGAGAAAGCCCUCGCAUUGGAGCCUGAUAAUGAAGAAUACUUAAGUGCUCUCUGUGAGAUACGGCUUUCCAUAGAAAUCUAAAGCUUCUAACAGCUGGCAGAUAAUCCAUUUCUGUAAUCACCCAAUUUUUUUUUUUUCAAAACUGUAUAUGAUGAAAAGUUUGUCAACUUCCUCCAUUAUUUGUAUGAUAGCCUGAAUUCCCCAUUUAGGCAAAACUUGCAUUGGAAUUAGGCCUAUAGUUUGAACAUUACUUAUUGGCAUGUAGUGCAGAAUUUGUAAUCCUAGCAAUUAAUGAGCUCUUGUGGCCUCUCUCUCCUGCGAAAUAACUAUGUUUAUGUUGAUAACAAAGAACACUUUCUGCAGUGCUUGAAGUGAAAAAGUGUAACAGAUGUGGAAGUUGGUAGCACCACCUGCUGGUGAUCAUGUAAAACCUGGCAAAUGAUGUUUUCUAACUUGCAUAAUGCCAAGAGUCUGACUGUGGAGAACGUAUAAUAGUUAAUCUAUCUUUUGGCUCAAUUUAAGAUCUCUGUAAAUAUCUGUGUUUGUGUUAAUUUCUGCUCUUAGAUACAUAGCUUCAACGUGAAUCAUCAGAACAUGCAGUACACUGGGAAAAGAUGAGGGUUAAAAUUUAUCAAGAGUCUGUUAGUUCAUACUAUUUCAAGACAUCAGAUAAUUGAGUGCAUCCUCCUAUGAGGGCAAGAAAUAAUGAUAUGGAUUGGAUACUACUGAUGAGUUUUAUCAUUUUGGACAGGGUGGAUUUAUAUUGUUACUAGGAUGCACACUUUAGAGCUAUAUUCAGAAUUCAGUAUGGGUCAUGGACUUUUGUGAGUUUGGGAGUCUGUAGGCUUGCAUAAUUGACUGCGUUUGCCGUACUUGUUUAACUAGGAAGAAAAAAGAGCCCUGCUUGUAUCUUUUUUCCAAUGAGAAUCUUAUAAACCAUGUACCAUUUGCACGUUGCUGUAUUUUUGUAAAUUAUUAAACUGCACUGAGUCAAUUAAA
Chrysemys picta bellii (western painted turtle) is the source of this 2516-nucleotide messenger RNA. Its product is annotated as interferon-induced protein with tetratricopeptide repeats 5. Gene Ontology annotation, cellular component: cytosol. The record is from RefSeq and is a predicted model, not a curated record. NCBI's taxonomy places the organism in Eukaryota, Metazoa, Chordata, Testudines, Emydidae. Gene Ontology annotation, molecular function: protein binding. Gene Ontology annotation, biological process: defense response to virus.